UGCCGGAAGAUAAGGUUGCGUUCAAACGGGGCAACUUUUUCCAACAACUCGAAGCAACUCGAACCAGCGUCCCAACGUCUUAUGAGCAACUUCGAGACCGCAUUCACAGGUUAGUGGAAGGAAGAGGGUGAAGUUGGCCUCGACUCUUCCGACCCAAGGUGCAACCGAUGAGAGCUCCACUGAGUAUCAAGACAGCACAAAGCAGCCAGGAGCAGCCAUGCAUAAAACGUUGGUAACACAUCUGGCAGAGCGGUCUCACGAAGAAUCUCUUCACCACAACAAGAGCAGCUACUUCACCAUCAGUGUUCUUGUAACGGUCAUCAUCCUGCUCUGUGUCGUAACUUCCGUGUACUUCGCUUACAAGUACUUCAAACAGAAGAAACGCCCACUGUGUACGACAGCUGCCUGCAACCUCUACAGAGACAUGCUCCAGGGAUCGAUUAAUUUUGACCUGAAACCCUGUGACGAUUUCUACCAGUACACCUGCGACAAAUGGAACACGAACUAUCAGGUCCCAACGUACCGUCACCAUCUGGCGAUAUUCUUCAAGACCCUCUUUAAGACACUGAGAGGGCAAGUUCCUUCGGAACACCAGACAGCCGUUGAGAAAGCAGUUCGAUUCUUUCAAUCCUGUAAAAUGGCUGCGUACGCCAAAGGUCGAUUCGAAGGGGGGUACCAGGAUCUGGUUGACAUCUGGAAGAAAUGCGACAUUCUGUGGCCGCGAGUCAACAGGAACGGCGAUAUUCUGAGGACGAUGAUUUGCAUUUAUGACAGUUUCUUCAUGGACACCGUCCUGGGCAUUGUGAAACAACACGAUACUCAACUACCAUAUUUGUUUCCUGGCAAAGCACUCAAAUUUCUACAUGACUAUAGCGAGAGCAUCAAGAAUGCAAGCAGAUACCAGGAGUACUACGAGGGCUUCAGAGAUCUCAUGAAAACAGCAGAUAUUAAAGACGGCGAAGUACAAACGUACGAAGCGUUCUCCAGCAUAGAAGACGUCGUCUACAGCAAUCUUGUAAAACCCCAGUUUAUGCAGUACAAUCGUACACGCAUUGCUCUGUGGCAGCUGACUGGCUUAACGGAUGGCAUAGGGCGAACAAGAUGGCAGGAAGUCUUCAAAACUGAGUUCGGACUGCAGAGUUCUAGUAUGUCGGUUGACGUUUCGAGCAUAGAGUAUAUCAGAGAAUUUAACAGAGUGCUAAAAAGUGUUGGCGAGGUGGAACUACAACGUUACGUGGGCUGGGUAAGCGUCCAGCAGAUGGCACCAUAUAUAAAUAGCCAAUUUAGUGCUGUCUACCACGGAGUAUCAGAGCUAGCUGACGUUGGGCUGCAGGUGUGUUUGCAUCGGACGGAAGUUUACCUGGGUUGGUCAGUAUUUAGUAAAUACGCCACUAGGUAUCUGGAUAGUGCCACUCGUAAGGACAUACACGGCAUCAUCAACGCCAUCUACAAGAUAGUUCACAGCAUGGUGACCUGGAGUGAAUGGAUCGAACAGAAGCGUCCUCAAACAGCUUACGAGAUUAUGAGACGUUUGGCAGGCCUCCUCGUCUAUGCUGACAGGUUCGAGAACCCGAAACACAUGGAUCCUAUACUCUCCAGCAUCGGCGACAUGGGGGAUCACGUGUUUCACAACUGGCAAAACGCAUCGAAAGGACUUGUCAGGAUCGAUGCACCACGGUUGCAAUCGAUAAUAAGUGCCUUUCAGCAACAGAUGGUGCCAGAGCCACAUUACACCUUCUGGAACACGCAACAACAGACAUUUUUGAUGCCUCCGUACGUGCCCAUCGUGCCACUGUACCUGAACGUUAGCAAUGCCGUCAAGUACGGAGCUUUGGGAUUCUUGAUAUCGGACGUUGCCACAAAACUCCUGCACAUGUAUUAUCCAUCUGCUAAAAGGAGGAACUGGCCAUGCUUGAAUGACUCUCGGGACGGUGGUGAAGACGACACGCAGAUCGUCCAUUCCGCGUUUGCAUUGUACUUCGCCUGGGAAGCUUUCAAAGGAGUGGCCGUACCAGAUUCAGAUGAUCUGCUACCGGAGCUGUCGGAUGCGCAGCUGUUCUUCGUUGCUUAUUGUCUCCUAAUGUGCGGCGAACCACGUGAUGAAAAACGUUUCGUGCGCAGGUGUAACGAACCGCUGAGGCACCACUCGGCGUUCUCGAAGGCGUUUUCGUGUCCAGCGAAUUCGCCCAUGAAUGCCAAAGAAAAGUGCGCGUUUUUUUAGCGGCAGCGAAACUGCAGUGGAUGGUAUUGUAUGGCUGAUAGUCCUUAUCUACUGUACAGAACGAUGGCGUGGCAGCUGAAUACUACGUCGUGCACAACAGGUACUCCGUAUGGAUGUUGUACGUUGUUGAUAUCCUGUAAUUUAUAAGCGAAGAUUUGGUGAAAUAUUAAUGUACGCAU
Molecule: messenger RNA, 2400 nt
Organism: Ornithodoros turicata
Lineage: Eukaryota; Metazoa; Arthropoda; Arachnida; Ixodida; Argasidae
Product: endothelin-converting enzyme 2-like
Exons: 4
Coding region: 218-2221 (667 amino acids)
Biological process (GO): protein processing
Cellular component (GO): plasma membrane
Molecular function (GO): metalloendopeptidase activity
Source: RefSeq, a predicted model, not a curated record